This is a messenger RNA of Cucurbitaria berberidis CBS 394.84, 1683 nucleotides long. Its product is annotated as acetyl-CoA synthetase-like protein. Lineage: Eukaryota; Fungi; Ascomycota; Dothideomycetes; Pleosporales; Cucurbitariaceae. The coding region runs from base 1 to 1683 and encodes 560 amino acids. The record is from RefSeq and is a predicted model, not a curated record. The transcript is spliced from 5 exons.
AUGGCGUUCUGGAAUACGGUCUUGAACUCAUCGGAUGAUAUACUACCAUAUGGAAGACGGCUCAUCCCCACUAUCGUCGACCACAACGCCAAAACUCAACCGGACCGUGCUUGUUUCUCAAUCCCGCGCUCCGAGGUUUUACAGGAUGGGUUUCGCGAUAUCAGCUGGCGCACAUACGCGAACGCGAUCAACAAAACUGCCCACUUCAUCCAAGGAAAGAUUGGUCGGAGUUCCUCUUUCGAGACGGUCAUGUAUCUCGGCUUUCCGGAUCUGCGGGCAUUUCUCGUUUUGGUAGCAUUAAUUAAAACUGGUCAUAAGGCACUUUUCAGCUCCUAUCACAACAGUUUAGCUGCCCAUACGGAAUUGAUAAAAAAGACAACCUGCGCGAUCCUCUUACACACAGCAGGAUUUCCCGUCUCCAGCAUCCUAGAGAAGAACCGCUUAGAGAGUGUUUGCUUACCUGAAUUGGAGGACCUUUUGAGUAGUGUGCCGAAUAAGCCGUAUCCUUAUAACAAGACGUUCGACGAGGCGAAACACGAUCCCUGCUACGUCGUCCAUACAUCUGGGUCCACUGGCAUGCCAAAGCCGGUUGUAUGGACCCAUUGGAUGAUUAGCACAGCGGACAAUCAUCAUGCGGUCCCUGAUCUUGAUGGCCGUCCCGCGUUAUGGGCUUCAGUUCUUGACACUAGGAAGCGGAAUUAUUGCGGCUGGCCGCUGUUCAACGGUUCAGGACUUGGUGUAGGCCUUAUGGAGCCCUGUUUCAACAAUACCACGGCCGUUAUGGGGCCGGCACAACCAGUGACAGCAGAUGUCUUCAACGACAUGCUCGAGUACGCUGACAUCGACGCUGCGAGCUGCUUGCCAUCUACCCUGGAGGAAACCGCGAGAAGGCCGGGUGUUCUAGCGAAGCUAAACAAGUUGAAAAUGAUUGUCUACGUCGGAGGAUCACUUUCACCGGAUGCUGGAGACGCAGUUUCACGGUACACAAACCUGCACACUCUUAUGGGAAGUACGGAGACGAAUGCUGUAGUACAGCACUCUACAGACCGGGAAGACUGGGCUUACAUCUGCAUCAAUUCCACUUAUAACGGAAUUGAGAUGCGCCCGGUAGCAGAUCUUUUCGAGCUUGUAUAUGUCAGAAACGUUGCCUACGCCGACUUUCAGGGCGUGUUCAAAGCCUACCCGCAUUUGCACGAGUUUUCGAUGCAGGAUCUCUACUCCCGGCAUCCAACCAAGCCUCACCACUGGAGGCACGAAGGUCGCAAGGACGAUAUUAUUGUCUUUCGAAAUGGAUCGAAGUCCAAUCCUAUGGUUCACGAACGCAUGAUCGCAUCGCAUCCGGCAGUGCAACACGCCCUUGUAGUGGGGACUGGUAGAGACAAACUAGCAGUCAUCAUCGAACUCCGCCCAGAAGUUUAUACCGGGGAUGUUCAAAAACAAAGAAACCUUCUCAAAACUAUUUGGCCCAUAAUCAUCCAAGCCAACAACGUUGUUGAGACAUAUAGCCAACUCGAAGCUCGUUACGUCAUGUUUGCAAAGCCAGACAAGCCUUUUGCGGUCGGUCUGAAGGGUGUCGUGCGAAGGAAAGCGACUGUCGAUCUUUAUGCAGAGGAAAUCGAAGAACUAUAUGCAUCGAUUGCAAGUGGAGGUUUGAAGGCGUUGUUCCGUACUGAGGGGCGUUAG